AUGUCUGGACGUGGUAAAAGCGGUGGAAAAGGCCUCGGAAAGGGCGGUGCUAAACGUCACCGUAAGAUUCUACGAGACAACAUUCAAGGUAUCACCAAACCUGCUAUCCGAAGAUUGGCUCGUCGAGGUGGUGUCAAGCGUAUCUCUGGCCUGAUUUACGAGGAGACCCGAGGUGUUCUAAAGAUUUUCCUUGAAAACGUCAUCCGGGAUUCGGUCACCUACACUGAACACGCCAAACGGAAAACAGUCACCUCUCUCGAUGUUGUCUACGCUCUUAAACGACAGGGCCGAACACUUUACGGUUUCGGCGCCUAG
Messenger RNA from Puccinia triticina, 315 nucleotides. RefSeq lists its product as uncharacterized. Gene Ontology annotation, molecular function: DNA binding; protein heterodimerization activity; structural constituent of chromatin. Gene Ontology annotation, cellular component: nucleosome. Gene Ontology annotation, biological process: nucleosome assembly. The transcript is spliced from 3 exons. Bases 1 to 315 code for a protein of 104 amino acids. NCBI's taxonomy places the organism in Eukaryota, Fungi, Basidiomycota, Pucciniomycetes, Pucciniales, Pucciniaceae. The record is from RefSeq and is a predicted model, not a curated record.